Molecule: messenger RNA, 1762 nt
Organism: Spodoptera exigua (beet armyworm)
Lineage: Eukaryota; Metazoa; Arthropoda; Insecta; Lepidoptera; Noctuidae
Source: the annotation of a GenBank genome assembly
UUCAUCUUACUGGCGUGUACUUGUGUAUUUAUUUUUAUGAUAAUAUGUAAAGGUAUUUAAUUGUAUGUGAAUGAAUACUACGCUUCAAGGUCACAAUGAUUAGUUUAUUUUGAGACUUUAUUUGAGGGCGUUAGAAUUUAUUUUUGAAUGGAAAGAAAUUGUCAGUGACUUGGUAAACACGUGAUUGUCAUGGAGAAAGGGAGAAGAGCUCAGUACCUGGUGGCUGCGGCUGUGUCCUUGGCUGCUAUGGUAGCUGGAGCCACACAAGCAUGGAGUACUCCUGUCAUACCGAAGUUCCACAACAAUGAAACUAAUAUCAUCAUUACAGACGAUCAGAUAUCAUGGGUGGCCGCCCUGGCGUCUCCGGGGUACAUGGCUGGGAGUAUGGCGACCAGGAUUGUCUCGGAUAAGUUCGGCAGACGAACAGCUGUUCUGGGCAGUGGUUUGCCGAUUCUCAUCGGAACUACAGUUAUUUUAACUACUGCAUCAGCGCGGUGUCUCUACGUGACGCGCUACUUAUGGGGUUUUGGUACGGGUAUGAUUGGAACAGUGUCAGCAAUGUACUUAGCCGAAAUAGCAGACAAAGAGAUCAGAGGGAAAUUGACAGCAUCCAUCCGCUUUAUGUUGAGUUUCGGAAGCUUCAUCAUCAUGUCUAUUGGACCUUUUAUAUCCUUCAACGCCCUCAGCUACAUAUUCCUUGCCCUUCCAAUUUGCUACUUAAUAGCCUGUAGCUUUAUCCCAGAGACACCUUAUUUCUACUUGAAAGAAGGAAAAGUGAAUGCAGCACGAGCUUCCCUCAAGAGGUUGAGUGGAGAUAGAGAUGAAAAGGCUGUAGAAGAAAAGCUGUUAGCGAUGAAGUUGGACGUCAAAAAAGAGAUGCAUCGUUCUGGUUCUGCUAAAGAGAUGUUCACUGGGAAGAGGUACCGUAAGGCGCUUAUCAUUGCAUCCGGUUUAAAAGUGACUCAAAUAAUGGCAGGGCCUAUAGCUAUACAACAAUACUUCGGCCGCAUCGUUCAAGAAAGCAAAACAAACGUAAACAUAUCCAUCGUGUUGAUAACAUUCGGAGCGGUUAAAUUUAUUGUCGGAAUAAUAUCAUCAGCUAUAGUAGACAAGGUCGGGCGUCGUCCUUUACUCAUCUACUCCUAUUUAGGCUCCGGCAUAGCCCUUAGUGUAGUUGGGGCGUACUUCUUGAUUCAGCCCACUAGCUCUCCAUAUUACACCUAUAUUCCAUUUAUAGGUAUCAUUCUUUCCAGUGUAGUGUCCAUUCUCGGCUAUGAGCCCAUGGCCUUCGUGGUCUCCGCAGAAAUAUUCCCCCUCAACGUCAAAUCAAUAGCAAUGACGUUCUUGAACAUUCUGGGCGGUCUGCUAAACUUCGUAUGUGUCAAAGGGUAUCAACCAAUGAAGAAUAUAGCAGGACUCACAGGAGUGUUCUGGUUUUACGCCACCUUCGCUUUUAUUGGUGGUGUGUUCUCAUUUUUUAUGGUCCCAGAAACUAAUGGCAAGAGUUUAAGAGAGAUCCAGAUUGAGUUGCAAGGAGAUUUGUAUGACGAAACUUAUGAAAAGCCUCAGAAUGUCGUUGUUGAUCAUGGAACUGAAGAUACAGAGCUUCAAAAGUUGAAACAAGAUGAAACAUGAGUUGAGGUAACUGUGUGUGAAAAUGUAGCGAAAUGGUUAGGUAUGUAGUACAUACACAACAGACGGUUAGGUUAAUGAUAGAAAAAAGUAAUAAGAACUUAACAGUUUUUGACCAGGAACAUUUAAU